Molecule: messenger RNA, 618 nt
Organism: Parnassius mnemosyne (clouded apollo)
Lineage: Eukaryota; Metazoa; Arthropoda; Insecta; Lepidoptera; Papilionidae
Source: the annotation of a GenBank genome assembly
AUGUCUGGUGAGCCUGAGGUCGCGCGCACACCUGAAGGAGAUGAGACUGAAGAAGAAGAAAUCAAAUCCUCUUACAAACCGCCACCAGAGAAAACAAUUGAAGAAAUAUUAGCAGCUGAUCAAGAAGACGAAUCCUUAAGGAAAUACAAAGAAGCAUUAUUGGGACAGGCUCAGGCUGGAACUGUUAUUGUUGAACCCAAUGACCCACGGAAGGUGAUAGUGAAGAAACUAGCUCUCUGCGUGGCGGAACGAGACGACCUCGAGUUGGAUCUGACUGGGGACCUCACCGACCUGAAAAAACAGGUAUUCGUGAUAAAAGAGGGCGUGCAAUACCGGAUAAGGAUCGACUUCAUUGUACAGCGCGAAAUUGUUCACGGUCUUAAAUAUGUGCAAAAGACGUACCGGUUGGGUGUGCCAGUUGACAAAAUGACCCACAUGGUGGGCUCGUAUCCUCCCAAGACUGAGAUCCAGUCUUACACCACUCCACCCGAAGACGCGCCAUCGGGCAUGAUGGCACGGGGCUCCUACACGGUCAACAGUCUCUUUACUGACGACGACAAGAACAUCCACUUGCAGUGGGAAUGGAGUUUCGAGAUCAAGAAGGAUUGGAAGGAAUAG